This is a messenger RNA of Cryptomeria japonica (Japanese cedar), 1761 nucleotides long. RefSeq lists its product as uncharacterized. Gene Ontology annotation, molecular function: protein dimerization activity. The transcript is spliced from 3 exons. Bases 423 to 1649 code for a protein of 408 amino acids. The record is from RefSeq and is a predicted model, not a curated record. NCBI's taxonomy places the organism in Eukaryota, Viridiplantae, Streptophyta, Pinopsida, Cupressales, Cupressaceae.
GUUCUUGAAAUCUGUUGAUGCCUCCAACAAGGUGAAAAAUGAAGAAACAUUGGCUGGAAUGUUGGAGCGUGUCAUCAUGGAGGUGGGGGUAGAGAAUGUGGUGCAAAUCAUCACAGAUAAUGCAGCAGCAUAUGUGUCAGCAGGUAGAAUCCUUUUGAAUUAUCACCUUUAGGCAUUAGCAAUAUUCUCAUUUGUUGUGGGCUUUGUUUUACUUGGUUGCAUAUUUCUUAAGAAUAAAUUCUUCUUUUGCAGGAAGAAUCCUCCAAGAGAGGCACCCCACUCUUUUUUGGACACCUUGUGCAGCACAUGUCCUUGACCUUCUUUUGGAGGACAUAGGAAAACUUGAGUGGGUGACUCCAGUUGUGGAAGAUGCAAGGAGGAUCACCAAAUAUAUCUACAAUCACCCUUGGGUCCUAAAUUUGAUGAGACAACACACGCAAGGGAAAGAUUUGGUGAGAGCUGGUGUCACAAGGUUUGCAACGAUUUUCUUGACGUUGCAAAGCAUUCUUGCUGCAUUGACUUCUUUGAAACAAAUGUUUGUGAGUGGAGAAUGGCUUAACUCACCUUAUUCAAAGAAGCCUGAAGGAGAGGCUGUCGCAUGCAUAGUCUUCGACAACCAAUUUGCACAAAGGGCUGCAGAGAUUGUGAAGGUGUCAGAGCCCUUGGUUCGAGUUCUUCGCUUGGUGGAUGGGGAUAAAACCCCAAUGGGAUAUCUUUAUGAGGCCAAGGAUAGGGCCAAAGAGUCUAUCAAAAAUUACUACAAGGGGGAUAGGCUCAAAUUUGAUCCCAUUUGGGAAAUUGUUGAUAGGAGGUGGAACAAUCAGCUCCACCAACCCAUUCAUGCAGCAGGGUACUUCCUCAACCCUCGUUUUAGGUUCGGGGGUUCUUACUCAGAUUCGAAUGGAGAAGUCAUGGAGGGCCUCAGUACAUGCAUUGAGAGGAUGGUACCUAAUGUUGAGGAGAGAGACCUCAUUGUGAGUGAGCUCCAAAAUUAUGAGGGAGGAAGGGGUAAGCUAUUCUCUUUAGAGCUGGCUAGGAGAGGAAGAACCACUCAAACCCCAGAUGCUUGGUGGCAAAAUUGGGGUGGAAACACCCCACAUCUCAAAAAAUUUGCCCUCAGAGUCUUAUGUCAGCCUUGCAGUUCAUCCAAUUGUGAGCGCAAUUGGAGCUUGUUUGAAGCAAUCCACACGAAGAAGAGGAGCAAGUUAGCGCAGAAAUGGCUCAAUGACCUUGUCUACGUGCAAUAUAAUCUUCGAUUGCGCGUAAAGAAGGUAGAGGAACUAGAAGGUGGUCCAAUUGACUUGGAUGAUAUAGAUCCUUACAGUGAUUGGACAUCACAGGAGCAGCCUCCAUUGUUUUCCGACACUGACAUCACUGAUUUGGAGAGGCAGGCUAUGGAGGAGGGGGGUGGAUUUGGUUUCAGGCUGGAUGACAUUGAGGAGGAUGAGGAUGAGGAUUCAUUGCCAGUGCCAGAGGCAGGUGGAGACAUAGCUUCAUCCAGGAUGGAGGAUGAGUCUCAAUCAACCAUACCGAGCGAGGAGGCACAGUCACGCCCAGUCCCACAGCAGACUUAUACGACUAGACAGUCUAGACCCUCUAGUUCUACCUCUCCCCAUGUUUUUGCUAGAGCUGGGAAGAGGAAGUUGUAAUUGUAAUUUGUGAUGAUGUAUUUACUUUUGGUUUUACAAAAACUAUUUAGUAAUUUACUAUUUUGCUUUAGGCUUCCAGCCAUCAGCAUUCCUCAUGAGGAUGCGAUUUUGU